Messenger RNA from Micropterus salmoides (largemouth bass), 3432 nucleotides. It is a transcript of the gene hhipl1, whose product is annotated as HHIP-like 1. Gene Ontology annotation, cellular component: membrane. NCBI's taxonomy places the organism in Eukaryota, Metazoa, Chordata, Actinopteri, Centrarchiformes, Centrarchidae. The record is from RefSeq and is a predicted model, not a curated record. Bases 269 to 2689 code for a protein of 806 amino acids. The transcript is spliced from 9 exons.
GCAGCAGGGAGACUCUCCCUGUCUUCGGUAACGCGGUUAACAGCCUCGGUCGUUGGCUUCCUCCCAUUUUGUGUGCAGAUGGACCGCACACCGACCGCACGGCUCCCGAAUUUGCCGCCUGACGACAGACAGUCCAGGUUGACAGAGGACACAGCGGUUCACAACGUCAGAAGGACGCAUAAAGCGGAUGAUUGGAGUUAGAGCAAAGUGCAGACAGGAAGCCGCGUCUGCACAACUUUCCCUUCCAUGAUCUCCAACGCACGCCAUAAUGGAGCGGAGUUAUGGCCAAGUCCCGGGUCGGCUGUGGCUCUCGCCGAUUGGCAUCUGGUAUUUUUUGGUAUUAUGUGUCGCACCUGUAAUGUUGCACCCGCAGUGUUUGGACUUUAAGCCGCCCUUUCGACCGCUGAGGCAGCUGGAGUUUUGCGUCAUGUACAAGGAGUUUGGCUGCUGUGAUUAUCAGAAAGACCAGGAACUAAUGGCAAAGUACUACCAGAUUAUGGAUAAUUUCGAUUAUUAUGGAUAUGCCAACUGUGCUGGGUUCGUCCAGGAGCUGCUCUGCCAGGUAUGCUCUCCCUAUGCAGCUCACCUCUUUGAUGCUGAGGACCCGAGCACCCCGGUCAGGACCAUCCCCGGCCUCUGUCCUGACUACUGCUCCCAGUUUUGGAAGAAGUGCAGCUCCACCAUCCCUUUCCUGUCUGAUGACCCACACAUAGCCACAGUCAAAAAAGACCAGACACGUCUCUGCCAGUACCUGGAGCUAGACGACGUGGACUACUGCUACCCACACCUCCUCAGCAACCAGAAGCUCACCAAAAACCUGGGCCAGGUUCAGUCAGACUCGGACGGCUGUCUUCAGCUGUGCCUUGAAGAAGUUGCAAACGGGUUGCGGAACCCGCUAGCCAUGGUGCACGCCAAAGACGGCACACAUCGGUUCUUUGUGGCAGAACAGGUGGGCUUGGUGUGGACAUACCUUCCUGACCGGUCCAAACUGGAGAAACCAUUUUUGAACAUUACUAAGGCAGUGUUAACUUCAUCAUGGGAAGGUGACGAGAGAGGCUUUCUGGGACUGACCUUUCACCCCAAUUACAAGUACAACGGAAAGCUGUAUGUGUAUUACUCUGUGGAAGUUGGUUUCGAUGAGAGGAUCCGGAUCAGUGAGUUCCAUGUGUCAGCCAACGACAUGAAUGUGGUGGAUCACACCUCUGAGCGGGUUAUUCUGGAGAUUGAUGAACCAGCAUCAAACCACAAUGGAGGGCAACUUCUAUUUGCAGAUGAUGGCUACCUGUACAUUUUCACAGGGGAUGGUGGAAUGGCAGGAGACCCAUUCGGGAAAUAUGGGAAUGCCCAGAACAAGUCAGCUCUAUUGGGUAAAGUUCUCCGCAUUGAUGUGGAUAACAAUGAGAGAGGCCCGUUGUACAGAAUUCCUCCAGAUAACCCCUUCAUACACGAGCCGGGGGCACGACCUGAGAUUUAUGCUUACGGUGUCCGCAAUAUGUGGAGGUGUUCUGUGGACCGAGGUGACCCUCGUACCAAAGAGGGCAAAGGGCGCAUCUUCUGCGGGGAUGUGGGCCAGAACAAGUUCGAAGAGAUAGACAUCAUCGAGAAAGGUCGGAACUACGGCUGGAGAGCCAAAGAGGGCUUCUCCUGCUACGAUAAGAAGCUGUGUGCUAACAACACGCUAGAUGAUGUCUUGCCUAUUUAUGCGUACCCUCACAAAAUGGGCAAGUCAGUGACCGGUGGCUAUGUGUACCGAAGCUGUGAAUACCCCAACCUGAAUGGCAUGUAUAUAUUCGGAGACUUCAUGAGUGGGCGCUUGAUGAGUCUGCGGGAGGACAGAAACACAGGGCAAUGGAAAUACAAUGAGAUCUGUAUGGGCAUGGGCCUGACCUGCGCCUUCCCCGGCCUCAUCAACAACUACCACAAGUACAUCAUCUCCUUUGCAGAGGAUGAAGCUGGCGAGUUGUACUUCAUGUCGACGGGAAUACCGAGCGCUACGUCACCUUCAGGAGUCGUUUAUAAAGUGGUGGACCCCUCAAGACGCGCUUCACCGAGACAAUGUCACUACGACCCUCUUCCUGUCAGAGUGAAAAGUAACCUCAUCAAGUUUGUUCCACAGGAAACAUUAAUUGGCGUUGAGCCACCAAGCAAAAACAAGCCUGAGCCACAACCCACAGAGUCCUAUGACUGGCUCCAAGAGCUCAUUGACAGUCUAGGUGAAUUAGGACCAGACCCCACCACCCCUUUGCCAACCACAACUACCACCAAACCACCCAGACAUUCGAGGCGGAAAGGCCGACGUAGGAAGGGCAAAUCCAGAGCAGAGAGUGCGCCCGAGCUCCAGAAUGGAGCAGUGAGGCUGGUUGGGGACGAAGAAGGCCGCAGCGACCACGGACGGGUGGAGAUCUACGUUAACGGGGAGUGGGGCACCGUGUGUGACGACCUAUGGACCACGAAGAACGCUGUAGUGGUUUGCCGGCAGCUAGGUUUUCGGUACGCUCUGAAGGCAGCCAAGAACUCAGAGUUCGGGGAGGGGAAGGAUCUGCGGAUUAUUCUCGAUGAUGUUCAGUGUGAAGGGACAGAGUCCAGUCUGCUGGAGUGCCGACAUGCCGGCGUGGGGACGCAUAACUGUGCCCAUUACGAAGACGCUGGGGUGAUCUGUGGCAACUCGGACUAUGUUGUGGAAGUCUAAAUGUUUGACUACUAUGAAGUCUGACCAAAUUAUCAUUAACUAAACCUUAAAAUUCACCCUUAAUUUAAAACAUUUCAACACUUGUAUUUCAAUAUGGAGAAUAUUCUUAUUCCCAUGACUGUGCACACCAAACAUAGCCCUUUGUGCCAUGAUAUUUCCAGCAGGUAAAAUGGAGUUAAAUAGUAUAAAAGUGAUCUUAAAUUUCUGGAUUUUGUCGUCAGUCCAUCACUAGGCCGAAAAACAAAGGGACAUUCUUGGAGCAGUGCAACCACAAUACGUAGUGCUUUGCAUAAGGGGCAUGGAACAAAUCUUUCAAUAGAAGAAAGUUCAGGAUCAUAAUCUGAAGCAGGAGGUGAUUUAGGUUGAGGCAAAUUAUUUCAUCAAAGCAUUAUUAGAUAGCCUGCCCUAACUGCUGGAAUGAUUAUAUCUAACACUUUAACCAUAUCCCAGGGUGGGGGGUCUCCUACUUGCCAGUAAUUGGCACAAAUCACUCACACAGGUAAAUGUUUAUGUAAGAUUUUAUUUUUAAUUUGUCCUUACAGACUUUUGAAUGUUUAAUUUGAAUGUAUGUUUGGCACUAUUGUAUUUGCCUCCUCAGUGAUUUGUUACUGUAACAAACUUAAGGGUCUGAAUGCCACUCUUCCUAACGUUUUAAAUGUUCAAUACCCACUGACUGAAUGAAUGUACGGUUGUAGCAUGGUUAUUAUUUUGGUAAAUGAUAUUAAUAAAAGCUUUGUAGUUUC